GCAAAAAGUCUAAAAAGAAAGGUUGGAAAAACCACGACCCUAAAAAUUGCUCUUGUGAAAAAAAGCAUGAUUGUCUGCGUAAUUGGCAUAUUCAUAUGCUCUGCACUGACUUCCUACCUGCUAAAUAUCAGCACCCCCGUUGUGGAUUAGGAAAAUAUGACGACCAAGUAGAUAUUAAACGAGUUAGUCAUUUAAAAGUUAACGGCCGCCCUAUUAAAAGUGCCGAGCAAGUGGUAAUUUACCUUGCUAAAUAUUUAGCCAAAGCCUUUAAAAUGCGUCAAGACCCAGAAUUAGCGAAAAAAGUAGGCUUAUUAAAAGGGAUGAGUAUCUACAAGUUUUUUAGAGUAAUUUAUGGCUAUGACGAGGCGGGCAGGGCUUACAUUGCCGAUAAAGUGAAAAAGCCCCUCACUUCCUCCAAAGUCUUUAUCAAUAAUGAGUAUGGUUUUCAGCAAGAAGUAGAACAAGAAUUUAGCCCUUAUUUUGACGAGAAAGGGCAUUUAAAAAAAGAUGCUCGAAAAAUCUUACAAAAAAAAGAACCGCAACCAACCAAUAACGGCAAAAUUACGGACCUCUUAAAAUUAUGUUUGCGUUAUUCUACUAAAAGUAAAAUCAAACAAAACCAAUUCUGA
Molecule: messenger RNA, 629 nt
Organism: Racocetra persica
Lineage: Eukaryota; Fungi; Glomeromycota; Glomeromycetes; Diversisporales; Gigasporaceae
Source: the annotation of a GenBank genome assembly